Molecule: messenger RNA, 5690 nt
Organism: Paramuricea clavata
Lineage: Eukaryota; Metazoa; Cnidaria; Anthozoa; Malacalcyonacea; Plexauridae
Source: the annotation of a GenBank genome assembly
CGAGACUGUCCAGAAGUCAUUGCGCGAAGAAGAACACGCGUUUCUACUUUUCUGGCAUUUUUGUGUUGCUGUUGCUGUUGCUGUGUUUGGGAAAGAAAAACGUUUUAGUCAUGUCAGGUCGCUAUACUCGUCCUCCAAACAGUUCUCUCUUCGUCAGAAACGUUCAUCCUGAUACUAGGUAAGUUUUGUACGUCGUUUAGCCAACAUUUUCAAUAUUUUUUUAUGGAAAGCAUUGGACGAUGAGAAAGCAUUCAAAGCACACGUUGCCACUUUUACACUACUUUAUAGGCAAGAAGAUAUGAGACGGAUUUUUGGGAAAUAUGGUCGAAUUCAAGAUGUUUACAUUCCUUGUGAUUACUUCACGAAGAAAGUUCGUGGAUUUGCUUAUGUACAGUAUCCUUUUACCAUAAAAUUUCAUUCAAAAUGAAAGUAACAAAAUAAUUAAUAAUUUCACAUUGAGGGAUUGCUAGUAUGGUGCCAGAGUGAAUUUGAGUGUAUUUCCGAAAGAUCUUCGGCGCAGAACAGCGACUCGAACAAAGUUUGGCGCACAUUUUUGGCGCAAUCUUCGGCGCAGAAAAAUUGAGAGAUUCACCCUGGGUAUGGUGGGAAAUUUCUAGCCUGCUUGUAGCCUGAAUUUGCUCUAAAUUCAGUCUGCUGAUCUAGAAAGUCAAUUGUGUAUAGCGACAUCGCACUUAACUAGAGCUGUGCGGUUAGCUGACAUAUUUGGUCGGUACAGUUCUUUUUUAGCAACCGAAAGUUGCCACCGGGCAUGCACAAAAGAACUGGUGGUUUCAGUUCCUGAUAUGUUGCUGCUUCGUGUUGAAAAAAUAACAAAAUAUCUGCACAAACGAAGUCAUUUCUUUUUUCAUAAUUUUAUUUAGAAUAUAUUUAUUUCACAAGUCUAUCCCAUAUAUCAAUGGAGAUGGUUUUGUUUCAUUUAACUACUUAUAAGUUGUUUAUUUUCAUGUUAUAUUACAAUUUCUUGAGCAAAUGCUUUGAGCAAAUACAGAAACCGACACCGGACCGAGGUUCUUUCAUCCCCAGAAGACCGGAACGGGAAAUUUCUGCAACCACACAGUAUUAAUUUGCACGAAAAUAAGUAGUGUUCAUUGAUUGGUUAAAAAAACUUGCUUAAAUUAAUCUAUUGGGUUGCAGUAUAUUUGGUUAAACUUGGUAAAUUAAUUCCAUAAUCAGGGCAUGGAUUAUAGACAAAAAAUUGGUUCGCAAAUUUUUUCAUAGAGAUUUUAAAGACUUUUCACAGAACCUUUCGAUUUAGUACAGUGGAAACACUGACAAAAUGGCGGCCAUUUUGUUGCAAAUUUUGUGAAUAUUUUGAAUGAAUUUCAACCGUAUUCUUCUUAUUACACAUCUCUUCGGUAUAAAAAUACAAUAGUGAACACCAGUGGCGUAGCUAGGGGGAGGGGUGCCCCCCCCCAAUCGCCACAAAAACCAUUUUCUAAAAAAUGCAUAAUCCGUAGAGAAAUUGGGGGGGAGGGUACAUGUUACAUGCUCGAAGCUGAAACUGAUUAAGUACAUCUCGACUGAGGAAAAAGACGAUAUACUGGAGGAACUUGAUUUGUAAAAUCUCGUUAAAGCAGUUGUAGAUACGGUUCCAAGAAGAAUAGAUUUAGUUUAGAUUUUUAACUGUUAAAUACAUGUAUGCAUUAUCAUAGCAUGAAUAUUUCUUUGCAGACUUAUUCUGUAUCAUAUGAAAAAGCAAUGCCAUUUUGAGAAUGAGGAAAUGGUGUCUCUUAGAACCUAUAAUGAUUUAAAUGCAACAUUUCUGAUCAAAAUCGGGAUUUUCUUCCCCCAGCAUCAUAGAGGGGAAAUAAGGUGACACUGACCCCUCCUCCUGUUUUUCAAGGUGACUUUUCCAAUUUAUUUAAUUCCGAGUAGAAAUGUCUGGGACUGAAAUUCAUGUCUUCGAUGUACUUUAAAUAUAAUCUUCUGAAUUCUGCUAGAUUUCAUCCCAAAAGUGCUUGAAAUCCCAUUUCAGGACUCUAGAUUUCAAAAUUUUUCAUGGGGUUGCAUGCCCCCGGACCCCCCUAGACAGUCUCAUGCCUUCGGCGUGAAGUUCCCCAAAAAACUAAGCUCUGGCUAUGCCACUGGUGAACACAUUACAAAAAGAAAUCUUAGUUUGAUUUGUUAAAUGAAAUUAAUAAGUGUGCAUGCAACAACUGUAAGACAGAAGGCAUGUUACAGAAUUUUUAAAACUUCCUGUUUUCAUGAAUUUUACUUUAAGAAAUAUGUCGCCAAUUGCGAAGUGCAAGAUGGCAGAAUAUGACAUUUUCGAAGCUCCUCAUUAUCAUAGUGGUUUUUCAACAAGAAAGAUACAAAAACUUACUUUCCUUUUUUUGUAAGGUCUAUUUGAUUUUGCACACAAAAACUUAACCAGACAUAAUGCGAUAACAGAUCACAAGACAGCAAAAAAUGCCAGUUAGUUUCAGCUAAACAAAAUAAAAUAAAUAGUUUCAGCUAAACAAAAUAAAAUAUUUUAACAAAAGAUUUUCUUGUAGGAUUGGAGCAAAAAGGUCCUAAAAGUGAAAGUUGAUAGUGUUUUAAAGAGUUGGCUUAAAUCAAGCUUUACUAUCAAACAAGUUUUUCAAAAGUCAAUGUAAAGACAAAGAUUGUUAGACAGACAUUUUAUAAAAGAUAAAGUAAAGUUACAUUUGAAAAAGUCAAAGCUUAAAAGAAUCAAGUUCAUGUAAGUUUGACCCACAUCACAUAUAAAGGUGUCUUUAGUUAAGGGUUCCUUGGUAAAUGCAACUAUCUCUUGCCAAGCAAAACAGCUUUUUGUUGAUGUUACAAUUGCCUCCUCCAAAUAUUUGGCCAUUGUAACCUAAUCCAUUCUUUCAUUUUAAGAGUAAAAUGUUAAGAGCAUGUUUGUUUUUAAAAGAGUAUAGAGGUAGUCACAAUUCACAAAAUUUGACAUUAUAAUGUUUCCUGGUAAAUAUUUGCAGGACUGUCACAAGAAAGUAAGGCCUUGUGUUUUCUACUAGUCACGCUUGGUUUAUGGUUUGAAAAGAUUUAAAUCAAGCUUCCAAAGGGUAGCCAAGUUAAAGAACAAAGUUUAGUUUGGCAGCAAAGACGAACAAACCACAAGUCAAAAUGUAAAGUUCCGAAUCAAAAAAUCUUAAAAGGGUACAAGUGUAUAAAGUAUCAGAGUUAUUAUGAACAAGCAAAAGUGGCUCAUUGAGAGACAGUAAAUGGCAUCAAGUUUUAAAGAAAAAGGCUUGAAAGAGUUUUUAGGUGAGUUGUAAUAUAGUUCUUAACCAGUUAAAGAUUUGAAGAUAUCCGUGAUGCAGAAGAUGCUCUAUAUUACCUGGACAGGGUCAUUGUGCUUGGUCGUGAACUUGAAGUUCAGUUUGCUGAAGGAGAUCGUAAAAGUAAGUAGUUAAGGGAUUAAUGUUAUUUUGCAAUCAAUCCCUUGACAUUUAUAUGAAAAAUAUAUGAUGACCAUAUUGGAGGAGAAUGUGCUUCAAGUACAAAAGUUUCUAAUGAGAUCUAUAAAGCUAAUGAUAGAAAUGUAGUUAUAGUAUAUGAAGAUAUCUUUCCUGGCAUCUACAAACAAACUAAGGACAUGUUUUGGCAUGGGUUUAUCAUGCUAUUAAAAUAUUUAAUACAUUUUGCAUUCUAUUUAUGUUUUAACUAAAUAUUUGACAUUGUAGCUCCAAAUCAAAUGAGAUCAAGAGAGUCUGGCUCAGGUUUUGGUUAUGACAGGUAAGCAGUUUUCAAACAAAGCAAUUCAGUUUGCACCUAGGCUGGGGCGGUUCUUGAAAAAACCCGAAAACCGUCAGGAAAACACCGGUUUUUAAUCUAUAAAUAACACACAGUCACAGACAAUAAAACCGUGUAGCAUGUGUUUUUAUUAUGUGAAGAAUUUUGGUUUUAGAUGCUUAAAUUAAUAUCGAAAGCUUACAGAGGUAUAAAAAUACAAGUAAGAAGACAAUGUUAAAGAACGUAUUUACAAGUUUUCAUUUAGGAUUAGCUGAAACAUUAGCAUUUUUAUCUUGUUUUUUCCCAGUUCUCUGUCGUUUUCCGGGGGGUUUUCGGUACUUGGACUUUGGCAAAACCAAAAUACUGGUCUUUCAAAAAACCCGGUAUUUUCCGAUAUUUUCCGACUGGCUGCCAUGAAGAAUUAUAAAGGCUAAAAAUAUCAAAAUGCCAAUGAUUUAAAUCAGAUUGAUUUUAACAUAAACUGUCAUCUAUGGCUCAACAUGGACAACACAAGAUAAAGCUUUUAUUGUACAAAGAAACACAGACUAGAACAAAAAAUGUCUAAAUAGAAUAAAUUUGUAAUAAAUUUUACUUUGUAUUAAUUACAUUCAGGGCUUUCACUAUUGCCAGUGUUUCACUGUAAUACAUAUCUAUUUGUCAUUUCAGGAGGUCAAGAAGCCGCAGUCCAAAGUAAGUUAAACUUUAAAAGUUAUAGAUAAUGAAAUAGUUUAUAUUUGUUUGAUACAUUGUCUGUUUCAGGUCGCGAAGGUCUAGAAGUCGUAGCCCAAGGUAAGUUGAACAUUAUCUCUGUCAGAAUUGAUUAACAUUUAAACUGGCCAAUCUUUAACAGAAUAUAUUACCAGUGCAGAUUUAUGUAUAUGUAUACAUAUACUGUACAUGCACCACACUUAAUCUUUAAAUACACAAAAAGUAUUACAUAUAUUAAUUAACUCAAGAAAGUCAUAUAGAAUUGUGCUUUUUAAAUUCUAGAUAAACUAAAUACUUUAUAGUUUAUAAUGUCUAAUGAUGAGGAAGACUGUUCCAUAUUUUUGUACCAAAAAAACUAAUACUAAAUUUACCAUAGUUUUUAUUACUAUGCAAAUAAUAAUGUCUCCUGGCUGGCAAGCCUGGUAUUAUAUUUAUAAAUUUCUGAGAUUGAGAGACGAAUUUAUCAGGACUGUAGGAAGAAUUUGAUAAUGGAAUUAUACAUUCUGAAGGAAUACAAUAAUAACAAUAUCGGCAUUAUCCUUACAUUUUACAAGUUCAAGUUUUUUAAAUAGUGAUGUUUUCUUGCAGACGAUCUAGGCGCCCCAGACGCUCAUAUUCUCGUUCAAGAUCUCGCACUCCAGACAAAAAACGUGGCAGGAGAUCAUCUGAACGUCAUAGUCCUGAUAACCAUCGCUCACGAAGUGCGAGUAGAAGUCCAUCCAGGUCAGCAGCAAGAUCAGAUGAUCAACGUGAGGACGCUGGCGAAGGAAGUCCGAGAAAAUCUCCAGAGUAAUACCAAGAACAAAGUUUCAGUUUGCAGAAUAUUUUAAAACAUGUGUGGAUGAUUUUUGCUUGAAUAAGUUUAAUGUAUAUACAACAGUAGAUAUUUUUGCUGUGUUUCAGGGGAAUAAUGGAUGGUGAUUUUUUCAUAGUUUCUAAAAUCAUUACCGUUGAGGUCCAUACUCUAGCUUCUCAAGCAAUUUACAAUGGUGGAAAAAAUCACUAUUCGGUGUAUAGGCCUUCGCAUUGCCUUGCUUUUAAACAUUAAAAUAUUACUACAAGAUGCCUAACCUGAUGACUUGGCUAUACUCUACUAUUCAAGUACAAGUAGUUUUUUACUGUAAUACCUUACGUUUCAUAUUCUUAUUUGGACUAAAAUAAAAUAAUAAUUUUCUAUAGUAUUAAAUGCACACCGUAGAUUAAAUUUUGUUUGGAGGCAUAUUUGCAUAAUUUCGCUUUUAAAUGUUGCCAGGGAUGUGUGUAGG